This is a messenger RNA of Paramecium primaurelia, 420 nucleotides long. The record is from the annotation of a GenBank genome assembly. Lineage: Eukaryota; Ciliophora; Oligohymenophorea; Peniculida; Parameciidae.
AUGUCUUGUUUUAUAAAUUUAACGCAAAGAGCCAAAAGAACUCUCUCAAUCGGUAUGUUAAUCAUUUAUAAAUCAGAUUUUUAAUUUUAAGGGGCUUUACCAAAAAUAUAAAUGUCUAGAUCAAGAGCAUUAACUUUCAACAAAAACCAUAUUUCCAAAAACUCAUUUACUAUCUCUCCUAAAAUGAAUAAUAUAUCACCAAAAGUGAAUUCGAGACCUGUCAUGAAUGAUUUCCAUUUCUUUAAAUUGUAAAACUGCUAGAAAACAUCACCAUUAUAAGAAUUACAAUUUUUGAAAAAAAGUACCAAUAAGAAAACAAUUAAAAAAAAGCCAUCUCUUGAUUUCAGUGUCUCUGGAUUUGAAACAACAGAUAUAGAGAGGGAAGAUAUCUUUCUAUAAUCAUAUGUUAGAAAAUAAUGA